AUGGCGUGGUUCAGCAAUCAAUGGUCGCGACUACAAAAUGCGGUCAACGACACGUUUGAUCCCAUAGGCGACGGCACAUUUUCACCUUAUGCUCAGCAUAAUGAUCCGGGUCAAGCCUCGGCGAGUGGGAUGGCUGGUGGCAGCUCGGGCAGGACUCCGUUUGGUAGAGCGAACUCUAGCACUACGGAUGGGGCACCUAUCAAGCACAUCAAUGUAGCGUGGGGCAAGCAAAGGUCAGUGUCCAGGCAGAUCCGAGAGCAAACAUACAGGCAUUGUGUGCUAGCGCGCACAUGGAAGCUCGAGAUGUGGCGCAAUGGGUGCAAAUAAUGCUGCUCGCUGGCGUUGGAGUGCUGGAUCCCAGUCCUUGGUUGCGCCCAAGCGACCUCAAAUCGCCCAAGCUGAUGCCUCCGGUCGAUUGAAGCUGACACACUCGCGCUUUCACUUCGCCUAUGCACAAGUCAGGUUAUCCAUCAACCUGCCACCAAGCCCACCACCAACGCUGGGCAUUCUGAAGGCGCACAUCGCCACUCAAACAUCCGUACCCUACGACAACAUCAAGCUGAUAUCGUCGGGGUUCAUUCUUCGUGACGACCGAGCCGCCUUGUCCUCUUUUGGCCUCAAAGAUGGAUCCAAGCUGACCCUGGUAGGCUCGACAGACGGCGCUCCUCCCAUCGGAGAUCGACCGGGUGGGAAAGCACCUCCUCCACCUCCUCCAAAAGAAGAGCAAGAACCGGAGAGCGAAUCUUCGUUAAUUUCUCGCAUAGAGACGAUCCUGGACGGUGUGAGGAGGGACUUGGGACCGGAUAUAGAGGCUUUCUGCGCCGGUCUGCAGCCACCCAGUUCUCCCGCCGAGAGCAGAUCCAAGACGCAGAAAAGAUUGAGCGAGUUGCUGCUGAGGGCUUUGUUGGCUUUGGACAGCGUCGCUGUCACUGGUGAAGAGAGCAGGUUGAAGAGAAAGGAAGCUGUGAAAGAGGUUCAGUCUAGAUUGGACGAAGUGGACAGGGCAUGGGCCGAGAGCAAGAUGGCCGAGAUGGAGAAGAGCAAGGAGGCAUAG
This is a messenger RNA of Ceraceosorus bombacis, 1054 nucleotides long. Lineage: Eukaryota; Fungi; Basidiomycota; Exobasidiomycetes; Ceraceosorales; Ceraceosoraceae. The record is from the annotation of a GenBank genome assembly.